AUGCAUUCUCCUUUUUCUGAGGAGGUUGAUCAACCACCUUCCCAAACGCGGAUAGACCAGCUCACCUUACAACUUGCCGAGAAAGAACGUGAACUGGAGCGCGUAUCCAAGGAUCGAGCUCGUCAGCUAGCUGCCCUGCGCUCCAUGGAAGCGCAAUAUCGUGUCGCGAAGUCUUGUGUGCAUGCUGAGAAGGCAAGGAAAGAGGAAUGCCAGGCUCGCUUGCAGCGCCAACUCAACCUUCAGGAACGCUUGAAACAAGAGCAUGAAACGGAGCUAUCUCUCCUCCGUGCGUAUCUCGACGACAAGCAAGACACGAUCGCCCGGCAACAAACAGUCAUCAACUCCCUACACGCGCAGCUGGCUCGAGCCUUGAACGCCCCAGGGGCUCCUGAGUCCCCAGACAUUUCUUCACACGUGGCCGCCAUCCUCCGCUCUUUUGCCAAUCAAGAGAUACCUUCGGUGGCCGUUCUGCAAGCUCUGAACGAGGAGCUAACACAAGGCCUAUCUUCUGCUCCCGCUGCUUCCGCUGGUCCACAGCCUUCGGGACCCCAACCCUCAGAGACGGUAGUCGCCUCAGCGUUUAUUGAGCCACCUGCCCCCAGCCCUGCAGACUCAGUCAUACCCCGCAUCUCUGAUCAACCUGCACCUGAGUCGUCGCCAGCAGGGCAAGUGCCUUCGCUCCCUCCUACUAUGAAGCUGCGCCUUACGCGCAAGGGCAAGAGAACGGCCCCAGUCACCGCAACUUCUCCUCCACCUCCUCGCCGUCAACGCGUAGUGAGCAUCUCUUCCCCCUCCAGGUCCUCGGAUACGAGCUCGACCCAGGAGACAAGCUUGGCCCGGGAGAAGGCCUCUGAUUUGGAGGUGGCAGACCCGUCAUUGGACCUGACAGCUCUGGUACCAAUCCAGGGUGUAUCACUUCCCCUGCCUUCGUCCUCUGGUGAUCAGCCUCUGGGCUUGCUGACUCCCCCAGCCUCUCCUCUUCUUGCGCCCAUGAGCUCAGCCAUGCCGACUCUGAACCUGCCUCCCGCAGACCUAGCUUUCGAGGCUUCCUGGAGACUUCCUUCAGAGAUCGACCCGUCUCACGCGCCUGCUGCCGACCUGUCUUCUAUCUUUAGUAGGGUCGACUUCUAUGGGGAUUUGGCCACCGCCUGGCAAUCAGCUAACCGCCAAUUCUGGGAGAGCAGUUCCCCUUUGGAGGGGUUUGAUCAGAUUGCUCGUUCCUUAGUAGCGCGAGCGGCCGAGCUUCAACGAGAGAACGCGUUGCUCAAGGCACGUCUUCAGGAACUAGAGCCCCCUGCGGCUUCCUCAGCUCCUCCUGAGCCUUCUCUCGGAAGCUUGGAUGCUUAUUUGCGUGCUGUCGGGGAAUCUGCGGCCUCUGCUCGAGCCAUUUCCCAUGCCGCCUUCGAUAAACUUCAAAAGUUGGAGGCAGCUUUAAAGACAAGUGAGUCUUCCUUGGCUUCUGAAGCGGAUCGUCAUCAAGCGACAGUUUCUGAGCUGAAAGACAAAGAGGCAGAGCUGCUCUCCCGAUCGGCGGAUUUGAGUUCGCUACGGCAAAGUCAGGAGCUCCUGCAAAUGGGAUUGGCCGAUGCCCAGGCCCUGGCUAGUGCUGCCGCUAGCCGGGAAGCAACCAUGCGGACUCAGUGGGAAGCUUGCCAAGCCACUCUCCAAUCCUUGCAAGCGGAGUUAUCGAAGGCCCAGGAAGCAGUGUCUCAGGGCCAGAGCGAUUUAUCCGUGGCCCGCGCCGAGGUUGCCGAGAACAAGAACAGUUUGGAAGCAUACCGAUCUGGCGAAUCAGAGCGGCUGAAGGCGUACAGACUGGCCUAUGUCCGCUCUUCCUUCUUCCUCCAAAAGCUGGGACGCUGGAUGGUCUUGUUGCUCUGUCAUGGGGCCGCUAGUGGGGUUAGACAGGCCUUCGAGCAAGGUUUCCUACGUUCGGCACCUCCUGCCACCUUUCUGGACACAGCUCGCCUAUCUAGGGAAUUGCCGCAAGAAACUUUCCCUUCCUUCGAAGCGGAUGAUGGACUUUUCCUCUUGGAGGCUCCUCCCCCUGCGGCCGAUCUGGCUCCCGUGGAUAUCUCUGCCCAGGCCCUUCCUGCUGCUGCUCCUGAAACGUCCGCUGACCCUGCGUCUUCCGCCAUAGUGCUGGCUGAUCCCAUGCUCCUUCCGUUGGCCUAUAUUGAUCCUGCGCCCUCUUCUUCAGAUGUUGUGUAG
This is a messenger RNA of Zingiber officinale, 2211 nucleotides long. RefSeq lists its product as uncharacterized. Bases 1 to 2211 code for a protein of 736 amino acids. The transcript is spliced from 3 exons. NCBI's taxonomy places the organism in Eukaryota, Viridiplantae, Streptophyta, Magnoliopsida, Zingiberales, Zingiberaceae. The record is from RefSeq and is a predicted model, not a curated record.